Molecule: messenger RNA, 2640 nt
Organism: Acanthaster planci (crown-of-thorns starfish)
Lineage: Eukaryota; Metazoa; Echinodermata; Asteroidea; Valvatida; Acanthasteridae
Gene: mcrs1
Product: microspherule protein 1
Biological process (GO): positive regulation of transcription by RNA polymerase II
Cellular component (GO): MLL1 complex; NSL complex; Ino80 complex
Molecular function (GO): protein binding; G-quadruplex RNA binding
Source: RefSeq, a predicted model, not a curated record
CUAGGAACGGUUAAAUCUUGUAAAUUGGGGGCUGUAACUGAAAAAUACGUAUUACAGAUGUGCCAGUAUUAAAAACAUGAAAAAUAAACUAAUUGAAUGAAUGAGUAAUUUGUCAUUGGCUUGGAAAUGAAGGCCUAGUGGAGAAUGUGAUUGAAACUUUACGGCAACAAACAAGACUUGGCCAUGUUGCCUGACAUGGCUGAAACUUUCGCCAUCAUCAUCCAUUCCAAGGCUUGUUUGAGAGGAAAAGUAGCAUAGGCCUACAUUAAGGCCGAAGUUACUUCUACUACUUGAAAGUACUGCUAGCCUACUGCAUGGAAGCUGAAAAAUUCUUGCCCAAAUGCUAAGACUACAUUGACUUCGGCACUGUAUCUUGGAAAGUGGAGGGCAGUCUAAGUGCCAUCAUUAAACUACUGUGUUGAACAUUGUGACAGCUUCUGAUCAGCUGCGUGAAGCUGCCUAACAAAGCCAUCAUGUCCAUGUCCACACCAAAAGCUACCGUGCAGGGUACUGGCCAAGCACCAGCAUCCCAAACUGCAUCACGCCCUACAGUCACACGGACCGUAGUCACUGCGACAGGAACAGCUAGCAUCCCCAAGAUGACGCCUCAGUACGGCAUAUCCCCACUCAUCAGUGACAGCUUGACGAAGAGACGCAGCUCCUCGCGUUCCAUCAAGCGCAAGAAGUUUGACGAUGAGCUUGUGGAGAGCAGCUUACUGAAGACUUCCAAGGGCAAGGUGUCAUCAACGACUUCUCCGUCAGGCCAGCCACCGCCUGUCGAGAAAGAGGAGAAGAAGGAGAAGGAGAAGGAGAUUGUGAAGCCCCCUGUCCACCACCCACCUGUCACAGAAAGGAGAAAGCAGGUUGCCUCACGUCCAUCCACCUCCCAAACUCACCGGCCACCUUCCUCACACAGACCCUCCUCUUCCAGCCGGCGGUCCAAGAAGCCCAAGUCCCUUCUCUCCCUCACCAAGGAUCACGGACGGUGGAAACCCCAGGAUGACCUCCUACUGAUCAGUGCAGUGCAGCAGACCAAUGAUUUGGAGACCGUUUACCAGGGGGUGAAGUUCUCCUGUCGAUUCACACUGAAGGAGGUUGAGGAGAGAUGGUACGCACUGCUGUACGACCCCGCCAUCUCAAAGUUAUCCCAGCAAGCCAUGCGGGCAUUGCAUCCAGAGGUUAAGGCUUUCGUUCUCAGCAAAGCCAUCUACAGCGAGGAUGAAGAGAAUCUGCUCGGCACAGUCACUUCCACUAGUCAACCAACUGUUGAGACGUUUCAAGAAUUAAUUACCAAGAGCCCCACAUCCUUCCAUCCGGCCAGAACGGCCAAAGCUCUCUACACUCACUGGCUGCUCAUGAAGCAGUACCACCUCCUGCCUGACCAAUCAGUUCAGCCAAUGCCGAGGGGUGAUCACGUGCUCAACUUCUCAGAUGCUGAAGAUAUGCUGGACGAUACCCAACUCCAGGAUCAGAGAGAUGACAUUCUUGAACAUGAGUUGUCGGUGUUUGAUCGGAGGCAGAAGCGGGAAAUCCGAAACCUGGAGAAUGAGAUUGUCAAGUGGCAGUACCUGGUGGAUAGUGUCACGGGAAUGACAUCACCAGCAUUUGAUAAUCAGACAUUAGCCGUGCUCAGGGGUCGUCUGGUCAGAUAUCUCAUGAGGUCAAAUGAGAUCACCAUCGGCCGUUCCACGUCAGACUCCACAGUGGAUGUGGACCUGUCAUUGGAAGGGCCAGCCUGGAAGGUGUCGCGGCGCCAGGGCCUGAUCAAGCUCCGGAACAACGGGGAGUUCUACGUGGCCAACGAGGGCAAGCGGGCUAUCCACGUGGACGGCAAGGCCAUCAUCAAAGGGAUGAAGAGCAAGCUCAACAACAACUCGGUGGUGGAGAUUGCUGGUCUGCGAUUCAUCUUCCUGAUCAACCAGGAGCUGAUCAACGCCUUCAAAAAUGAAUCCAUCAAAGGAAGUGCCUGAUCCCGCUUUCUCUUCCCAUGCCGAUUUGAUUAGAGUCAUUGACUAUUGUGUCCGCUUCCAGGGAAGCCACUCUAGCCUACCAGCAAGUUGUUGGGGUGGAAUUUUAAGAGGGAAAAAUGAGGCAGAAAUGUCACUUGUUUUGGUGGUAACGUGCAACAUCUUAUGUUUGAAAUGACUGUCGUGAGAAAAAAAUAUUGCAACAUCAGCAUGUGCAGUUGGUCAGUUUAUGAAGAUGGCGACACUAUGGGCAGCCAGUUCGGAGGAUAUUUUCAGACCCUUCAUUUUUUUUUGGAAGACUCCAAGCUCUAGGUUUUUCCAGAACUUGCAACUUUGAAAUUUGAUUGGAAUUUUUCUGACAACACAUUUUUAUCACGUUUUUUCCAGUGGCCUUUUCGUAGUCUGCGGCUGUCCACUGAAGGUCUAAAAUGUUCAAAAAAGCAAAAUGAAUGUGACAGUUUUAUGGAAAUGACAGCAUUUUUUUCUUGGGAGGACAGUGUCUGGUUUUCUAACACCAGUUCCCGGGUACACCAGAGAACUGAUAUUGCUUACACCUUCCCUGUCCUUUGAGUUUUGUGUACAUUUGUAUUGUAGACAUGCAUAUGUGUUCCACUGCUCCUGUUCUUGUAGAGACAGAAUUAAACGUAAAGCAAGCUGUUUGCCAGGAAUGAUA